AUGGAUGCAGAAUUAUAAAAAGAACGAUUGAAACCUAUUCGUCGCCAUGGGUGUAGUGAUCUUUAACUCUAUUAAGCAGUAAGUUGGUUAUACACAGUUAUUGACAUGAUCAUAUCAUUUAUGAUAGCAUUUAUGAUGGAUGAAGGUCUUAAGGUUAAUAAUGCAAAAUUAACAAUUUAGGAGUUUAUGUUAAUAGUCCUCACCAUUCUUAUAACUGGCAUCAUAUUUACAUGCUUAAGAGCUACACUCAUAGAUCCUACUGACAGUAUAGUUUUGAAGGAGCAAAACUUAAAAUCGAAAGGGUGCAUCAUUAUAUGUAUUUUUAGAUUGGAAUUCAAAACAGAUCUUAAAACAUAUUGUUUAGUAUGUUAAGCACAUGUGAUGGAAAAGUCUAAGCAUUGUUUUAGUUGUAAUAAGUAACAUAUUAAUUAAUAAGGUGUGUUGAACUUUUUGACCAUCAUUGUAUAUGGUUAAAUAAUUGCAUAGGCAUUAAGAACUACAAAUACUUUUUCAUCUUAGUGGUAUUACUUGUAAUUUUCAAAUGCUUAAGAAUUAUUCAAGAUAUACUACUCUUAUUAAAUUCUGCCUUCUAAAUUCUUGCUCUAAUUAGCAUUAUUCUUGAUCCUCCAAUCCUUAUUGUUCUUUCUUAUUUACUUGGAAUGCACCUUUUCUUCAAGUAAAAACAUAAAUAUAAAUAUAAAGAUACAAAGGUAUUUCUACAUAUGAUUGGAUUAAGAUGAAAAAAGAUAAAGAGAAAUCUAAAAUAUAAUAAAAGUAAUAACUACCAAAAAUGAAUGAAAGUGUAGGUUAUGGAUAAUUGUUAUCUACUUCUAAACGUUUUGAUUUUAAAUGUUCCUUAUCAAAUAAAACUGAUAAUAAAGUGCCUUAAUAAAAUUUCUUUCCUAAAGCACUUCCUUAAAUUCCUAAAAAUUAGAAUGUAUCAACUCCUUAAGUUACUUAAUUAUAAAGUAUAUUUACUAUUUAGCCAACAUCUCCUAAUAAUUAAAUAUAAUUAAGAAAAGAAUAUGAAGAAAGUGAUGGAAGAUAAAUAUUUAAUAAAGUAAUAACUGAAGAUAGUGAAGCACCAGAAAAUAGUGAUUCUAGAGAUGAAGUUAAUUAAAAUGAUUAGGAUAAUGAUCAUUAAAAAUCUGAAAAAGAAUAAAAUUGA
Paramecium pentaurelia is the source of this 1168-nucleotide messenger RNA. NCBI's taxonomy places the organism in Eukaryota, Ciliophora, Oligohymenophorea, Peniculida, Parameciidae. The record is from the annotation of a GenBank genome assembly.